Molecule: messenger RNA, 1395 nt
Organism: Drosophila takahashii
Lineage: Eukaryota; Metazoa; Arthropoda; Insecta; Diptera; Drosophilidae
Source: RefSeq, a predicted model, not a curated record
AAAAAUUGUAAACAAAAAAAAGGGCGAUGGAGGCCCUGUGUCGCGUUUGCAAUCUGAGUCCAGGUCCCAUGAUAAACAUAUUCGAUGGGACGCCGGACUUGGUGCAAAUUGUUUCUGCUUAUAUUGGAUACGAAGUGAGACGAGGAGAUUCCUUUCCUGAGACCGUUUGCACUGUGUGUCUGGAGUAUGCACGGAAUUUAUAUGGAAUCGAACAAGAAUGCCAGGGAGAAGUCUUCGAGAUCAUAGAAUUCCAAGAUGAGGAAGAUUACCCCGUCCAUCAAGAAGGAGAUGAGGAGUUUCAGGAGGAUAAGGCUUCGUAUGGUAAUGAGGAGUACCAAGCGAAAGAAGAAAAAGUCGAGGAAGCGGAAUCAAACAAGGCAAAGAGCAUAAAAAACGAGCCAAUUGCAGACGAUGGAGUCAGCCAGUCGGAUUGCAUGGUGAAGAACGAGCCAGUUGAAGAUAAUUUAUUCGAGGAUGAACUGUGGACAAUGGAGCAACCAAAAGACGUCGAGUACAAGUGCCGCUACUGCGAAUUACUUUUUCCUUCGGCUGCCAGCCUUAAAAGACACGAUCGCACAAUCCACAUACGACCUUAUCGAUGUGUUACUUGCGGCACGACAUUUGUGACUCAGGAUCUUCUGGACUCGCACGUCCUGACUCACGAGGAAAACCCAUUCAGCUGUACUUUCUGCCCUUUGUUCUUUCCGGAAGAAUCUGUGCUCAAUGAGCACAUUGCUACGCACUUGCGACCUCACAAGUGCUGUCACUGCCCAAAGUCCUUUUUUACGUCCGACGAUCUGCAGAGACACAAGUUGAUCCACACGGGGGGACCCUACUAUUGUGAAUACUGCCCGGAGACCUUUACGAAAAGGCCUGCCUGGGCGACGCACACAAGGACUCACAAGGCGGAGCAGCCCUUCCAGUGCCACAAAUGUUCGAGGUCCUUUGCGAUGCACAGCGGUCUCAAGAUUCACAUGGCAUACUGUGUUGGCUUAAGAAAACUCUACAAAUGCAGCUCGUGCCCCAAGACCUUUAAACAACGCUCCAAACUGGGCCCGCACUCGGCGGCUCAUUCGGAAGAGCGAUUCCAUUGCACUAUAUGCAAAAAGUCCUUUGCCUACAAUUAUAAACUAAAAAGACACCUGCUUUCCCACUCCAAGGACAAAAUACAGUGUUCCUUGUGCCCCAAAAUAUUUGCAAGCAAAAAAUAUCUUGAUAAUCACCUCAUUAGAGUGCAUUACGAAGAAAAAUAAGAGUAGAAAUAAACUUCUGAAAACAUUAGAAAUUUGGUUUUUAGUAUGGAAGCUAUUAAAAUUGCUUUCCAAUCAUGUUGAUUUCCUUGGGACACAUUAAUUGUUUGUCUUUUAAUUAAAAUUAUAAAAUAUUUUUAAUAAA